AUGACGAUUACUCAUGCUGCACUAACAAACGAUUCAUCAAGUGUUCAGGGAAAAAAAUCAUGUCCUGUAUGUGCUCAAAGCUACCAUUCAAUACAUCAGUGUCCAACAUUCAUGCAAGCUACACCUAAGGACCGUAAAACACUAAUCAUUAAAGCAAAACUGUGUUUAAAUUGUCUAUGGUAUUCUCAUCAUACAAAUCAAUGUUCAAGUAGCAAGGUAUGUAAGAUAUGUACAUUAAAACAUCAUACUCUUCUUCAUAUAACAUCAGACCAUACGUCACAUCUCACUAGUGACAAAACAAUGGUUACAAACAAGACAGCUGGCGAGCAAGAGGUUCAAGCUGUCUCGACAGAGAUGGCUAACAAUGUUGUGGUUCAUCAUGGCACUACUCAAUCAACAAUUACAUCUACAACUCUAUUAGCCACAGCCUUAAUACACAUACAUGGUACUAAUGGUCAGACAGAAAUGUGUCGUGCGCUAUUAGAUUCUGGUUCCCAGUCUCACUUCAUAUCAUCAGCAUUGGCUAAACGUCUACAUUUGAAACGCCAGAAGCAUAAUGUAACCAUAGAUGGUAUCUCUAACACUACAACAAGUGUGCGGGAGAUAACAACAUUUGACAUCUCAUCUUGUACUACAUCAAGACAAUACAAAUUAAAUGCUCUGGUUACACCUAAGAUUACAAUAAACCUGCCUACAAAUAAAAUAGACAUCUCUGAAUGGAAACAUAUAAAUAAUCUACCCUUAGCUGACCCAACAUUCUAUAAACCAGGUAAAAUUGAUUUGUUAAUUGGUGUUGAGUUGUUCUUUAGGCUGCUAAAGACGGGUCAGUCAUGCGAAAACAAAGGUUGGCCUGCACUCCAGAACACUGGACUGGGAUGGAUUAUUGCUGGCGGUUAUGAACCACCGCUUAAGGGAACCCCACAAGUAAAAACACCACCUGUCUCACUACCGCAGUUCUAUCUACUUUAG
Messenger RNA from Acyrthosiphon pisum (pea aphid), 969 nucleotides. RefSeq lists its product as uncharacterized. The transcript has a single exon. The coding region runs from base 1 to 969 and encodes 322 amino acids. The record is from RefSeq and is a predicted model, not a curated record. NCBI's taxonomy places the organism in Eukaryota, Metazoa, Arthropoda, Insecta, Hemiptera, Aphididae.